AACUGCAAAUUCCUAAUUAAACUCCGAGCCUUUCUGCAUUUCUUAAUUUCCGAUGAUUCUGAGGUGAACACAGUGUAAAGAUAUGGCAUAUGAUUUGAGCGUGGACGAAUUACAGAGACGUGAAUGGCGCAGAAAGAGAAAGGAGGAGUUGGACCCCAUUCAUUCCUGCUGGUACGAUCUGUGACAAGAUGGAAAUCUGACUCCAUUCAUUCACAUCGGCUAACCCUUCCAAAAUCAAAGAGCCAAGGGCCGGUACUCGCAUUGGAGAGAUAUUAGGGAUUCUCGUGGUGAAAACAGACUCUUCCUUAUCUUUUCAUGUCUUGUCCUGUCGUACGAGGUACCUCUCUAUUACAGACAAAACCCUAAAAGUCCCGCCUUUGCGAAAUUGGGGACCUCUUCACCAAUCUUUAUGUCGUCUUUCAUUUUCCUGCUACAGCGCAAGCAAAGUAAAGAGCUGGACAGACAUAUGUCUGUACUGAGAAAGAGGAAACGUCUUUUUAUGGCGCACUAUGGAUCCAGAAUUUUUGUUUCAGUACUGUCACAAAUUUUUCUCACGCGUAACGUGGCGCCGUUUAAAGCGACUCAAGCUUCAGUCCCCCACAGAAACCAACGCGCCAUGCCAUGGACCGAAGUAACGAUGAAAACGAGGACGCGAGGCCGAAGCAGCAUGGAAAGAGAAGAAAUCAGAUACACUGCUAAAGGCUGAUACAGCUAAUCAGUGAAGGAAGCAGUUCAAACUUCAGAGGUUGUCAAUUCUUUGAACCAGGAGAAGAGAUGGAGAUGCCAUUUUAACUCACAGAAGCGCGCAUAUUUUCAACUAGAAAGCCCUAAAUAUAUGGUAGCCUAGGUAUAAUAUUUUGUUGCUAAAUUUCAAAUUUUGAAAAAUGGCAAGAUGAAAACACAAUUGCAGAGAUUGACAUUGAGACAUAUAUACUCAAGAUUUAGCCCAAAAUUAGAGCAGUAACUUAAAAC
Cryptomeria japonica (Japanese cedar) is the source of this 972-nucleotide messenger RNA. RefSeq lists its product as uncharacterized. The coding region runs from base 410 to 706 and encodes 98 amino acids. Lineage: Eukaryota; Viridiplantae; Streptophyta; Pinopsida; Cupressales; Cupressaceae. The transcript has 3 exons. The record is from RefSeq and is a predicted model, not a curated record.